ACCGAAUGUCGGGCUAGCAGCGCAGUUGCGGGAAGGGUACCCUGCCCUGCCUAGAAAGCGCACGGGGGUAGAGAGGCGGGCGUGCGGGUACGAGUACGGGGAGGAAAAAUCGUGUGGAACAACACGCAGCCAGCAGGGAGAACAUACAAGGGCCACUGCGUCUGUCUGCCUGCCCGCUGUGCCUGGAAAUCGCGCAUCGCAUCGCGAAGGAACCGGAUUGGUCGGACGUGUGUCGGCAGCGCACGGUGGGAGAACGGGGACGAAUGGAAGACAGAGUGGCAAGGGCACCGCCAGUAUCCGCCCGUACCCGCACCGAUUGCAAUCAUCGCCGUCGCCUGUUCGCUUCGCCCGCCGUGCCUCGGCACGUCUGAAUGUGCACAAGUGCAGAAACAGGCGGAUCCACGACGACGACGACGACGACGGGUGGGACGGGUUUUGGCCCCGGGUGUGCUUGACACGCGCGUGUGUGUGCGUGCGUCUAUGUGUGUACGUGUGUGUGUGUAUUGGUGCGCGGAUUGCAACGACGACGAUAUUCAUUCCGCCGUGCGCGUUCGGUUCGUGCGGUUCUCUGGACGGAUUCUGCUGCACGGGCCAUUUCGGUGGUGUGGUGUGCUCGACGCUCGCGCGUGUGUGCGUGUGUAUAGCUGUAGCAGCGGUGCCUGCUUUUGUCGGCCACACCGGAUGUUGGCAAGCAGUCGGCAUUCGGGUUUUGUUGCUGUGGUGCUUUCCGAACAUCCGAACUACGACGACGACAACGAGGCGUACCCGUGAAGUGGAGGCGAUUUUCGAGUGUUUUGAGUGUUUGGUUUGUGUGUUGGCCGCCAGGUCGUACCCCGCCACACCAAGGACACCUACACGCCGUGUGUGUCUGUGUAAUACAACCUGCCGCUGCCGUCGCCGCCGCCGCCCUACCACGGCCGUGGGUUGGACGGUUCCGCGGGUUGCUCUCGAGCGCGCGCGCGUGUCUGCGUGUGUCUGUGUAUGUGUAGGUGUGAUGGGGGAAAAGUUGGACGUGCUGCUACCUUCGUUGCCAGUUACCGUCCCGGCACCCCCUCCCAUCCAUCCGCGUAGCUGGUGUAGAACGUGAGCUUGUGCGGGGUUUGGCGUUUUUAGGCGGCAGGCCGACGUGCGAAAAGUGUUGGAAUCUGGGUGUGCGGGGGGUUUUUAGAUUAUCGGCUGCGGGUGCGGGUGCACGCUCUCUUUCUCCAUCUUGCGUCACAGCACAGUGCCUCCCCCUUUCCGAUGCGAACCGACCCCCGACCGCACACCAUCGCACCAUUCAGAGGGGCCCUGCGGGUUCCGCGGUGAGAUAGAGACAACCGCAAUCGCGAGAAAGUGAACAACACACACCGAGCGAAGCGAAACAGUGUGCGAGCGCGCGCGAGCCUGUGUGUGAGUGAGUGUGAGCGAAGAAGAAGGGAAGUGGAACCGGACCGUGCGGUCCGCGCAGAGCAGCAGCAGCUGCAGGCAGGGGCCUGUUCGACGGGAUACACCGCUCUCCCGUGCUUGCCUGCGAGCGCGAUGGAGCUGAAGGCGGAGAAAAAAGACCACAACGACCACGAUGAAAGCGGCGGUGGUGUACGGCGACACGCUGCAGCAGCAGCUGCAUCGGUCGCGAUGGAUGUCGAGGCGGCAGCGAAUGGGGGCGAACAGUCGUCGGAUCAGGAGAUAGUGGAGGUCGGCAUUGACGAGGAUCACAUCAAGUUUCUCACCAGCAUGCACUCGGGCGACGAGGAGCCGUCGAGCGGAGGGCACCACCAGCGCAUGGUAGGUGGGGCGCCACAUCGCCCUGCAGCCGUCGCCGCCUCGAAUGGGGUCACAGGGAAUGGGCGUGGAGGAGAGGACGGCGCCAGCGACGCCACCGGGGGGAAGCUGUACGGUGCGGCCCACCGGAAUGGCGGUGUGCUGAACGGGCUGCAAAAGCUGCAACAGCAACACCGGCAGCAGCAGCAGCAGCAGCAGCACCAGCAGCUUGUCAACGGCUCAGCAGCAGCAGCCGACUACAGUGCGGAUGAUUCGGACGAAGAUGGAGACGACGACGACGAUGACGAUGACGAUGACGAGGAGGACGUGAUGGUGGUCGCCGCGAACAUCCUAUCGAAGACGGCACAGAGGUCAUCGUUGCUUGCCACAGAACGCACGUACCAGUGUGACGUGUGCCCGCGGAUCUUUCACCGGCCGGACCAUCUGCGCUACCACAUGCGCAUCCACGAGAAGAACAACCCGUUCGAGUGCAAGCUGUGCUUUAGCGUGUUCGCGUCCGAUCCCGCCUUUGCGCACCACAUCCGGACGGAGCAUGCGGGGAUGGGGCUGGCCGACGCGUUGCCCCCGGUGCCGGAAACGGAGGCGAACUACUUCGCCUGCACGUACUGCGACAAAGCGUACGGCGACGGGGUCGAGCUGGAGGAGCACCUGCACCAGCAGCAUUUGGGCGAGCGGCCGUACAAGUGCAACAUGUGCCCGAAAGCGUUCAUCCGGAUGGAUUUCCUGCAGUGCCACUACCUGAAGUACCACAGCUUCCACCCGAUGGAGGACGAGGAGGACGAGGAGGGGGGCGGUGAGGGCGAGGAGGAGGAGGAGGAGGAGGAGGAUGGGGAAGAGGAGGAGGAGGGAAACAGUUACGGGCGGAUGCAGCAGCAGCACCAUCAAGCGGACGCGAACCAGCAAUACGAGCAUCGUGCCAAGCGGCCCCGCUUGAUGGUGCGCAAGAUCGAGGAUUUGGUGGACGACCGGGGCAGCAGUGUGGCGCUGAAGGGCCGGUUUGGGGCGGUGUCGCGGCGCACCUCGCACACCGGCACGAGCAUUUCGAGUGACGAUCGGCGCGACGACGACGAUGACGAUGAGGAUGGCGACGAUGAGGGCACGGGAGCGGAUAGUAGCGAUCAGCACCAGCGGUUCCUGCAGCGAAGGGAGGGUGGGUCGGUGGGCGGUGGGCGUAUCCUGCUGCCGAGGCUGAGCGGGGUGCAUGGCCGGUUUUUGGCCGCGAUGGAGGAGCAACAUUCGAAGCGGCUGGCGGCAGCAGCGGCGGCGGCGGCGGUGGAAGAGAGCGCCAAGCAUCGGUGUCCGGUGUGUGAUCGAGGGUUUGCCCGCGAACCGGAACUGAUGCUGCACGUGCGAUCGCAUCCUGAUUUGCCCACCUUCAAGUGUCCGCUGUGCGAGCUGACCUUCAUCGGGUCGGACUAUCUGAAGAAUCAUCUGAAAAAGCACGUGAUCGGCAACGGGGAAGAUCCGGGCGCACCGGGUGCGAUCGAUUUGAAGGUCAAUCCUGCCGCCGACACUAAACCGACCGGCCGGCAACCGCCUGCUGGCGAUGGUGGCCCGUCCCAGACCACGCUCCUGCCCUCCACCGCCAAACUGCCCAAACCGAUAAUCACGUCCAAGCCGCCCUCGACCGGCAUCUCGCUGCUGAAACCGAUCGAGGAGCGCAAACCGCCCGACCACCACCAGCAGGAGUACUGCGUGAAGACGCCCGACGGCAAGUUCAUGUGCACGGUGUGCGAGCGGCUCUUCUCGCACCAGCAGACGGUGCGCAUCCACUUCCGCAUCCACACGAACGAGAAGCCGUACAAGUGCGCCUUCUGCGACGAGUCGUACAUCCGGUCGGACUAUCUCGAGCGCCAUCUGAAGGUGCACUUUAAGGAUGGGAUGCUGCCGGCGGCCGCCAUCGCGAGCAUGGCGGCGGCGGCCGCAGCGGCCGCAUCGAGCGGGGGAAGUCGAUCGGCUGCCUCCACGCCGCCACCACCGGCACUGGCGACGGUGAAGGAGGAUUUGGCGUACGCGGAGUCGAGUCCCUCCACGCCGGCGGCUGCUGGUACGGGGGGCUCCACCGGCAAACCGCUGAUCGGGCGGGCCGGGCUGGCGCCGGAAAACUACCACUUUACCGAGUCGAACGACGGGCAGUUUGUGUGCAAGAUCUGCGACGCCGUGUUCAGCCAGGUGGCCUUACUGCGCAAGCACGCGCUAGCGCACACGGAAGAGAAACCGUUCCACUGCGACAUCUGCGACCGGUCGUUCAACCGGGUCGACUACCUGAAGGAACACUUCAAAUCGAAGCGCCACCUGCAGCUGGUGGCGGAGGCGGCGGCCGCCGGCGGGGGUGCUGACGGGGUGCCGACGACCGGCCCUACUGCCGCAGCUCGGCCGGACGAAGAGGAGGGCAAUGAUUCAACGAUGGAUGGAUCGACCAGCAGGGUAAAGCUGCUGACGGCGGUGGGAAGCAAAAGUGGUGGCACUAAGGCAACGUUUGAGGAUGGCGGUGUGGUUGCGAAUGGCAGUAGCAGCAGUAGCAGCAGCAAUAGCAGCAACAGUAGCAGCAGCAGCAGCAGUAGCAGCAGCAGCCGAAGUAGCAGCAGCAGUCGAAGCAACGGUACGGCAACGCCUAAUACGAGCCCGCAGAAGCAAAGCAAGCCGCCGGCCACCGGCAGCACCACCGAGCGCGAGGCGGGCGAGGUGGUCGAACCGGCGUCCCGGUCGGCGCUGGGUGAGUUCCAUCGGUCCGAUUACGAGCGCACGAGCGACGGGCGGUACAAGUGCAACCAGUGCGACAAGACGUUCGUGACGGCCGUCACGCUGAAGAUGCACAUCCGGCUGCACACGGGCGAGAAGCCGUACAAGUGCGACAAGUGCGAUAAGGCGUUCAUCCGCUCGGACUAUCUGAAGACGCACGAGAAGUGCCACCGGCAGGAAUCGUUCCUCAGCAUGCUGUCGCUGACGACGUCCAAGGAACCGAGCACCGCUUCUGAGGCGGGCGACUCCGAUGCGGACGGUGGCGGGGAGCUUGGUGAGCUGAGCAGCAAUCGGUCGUUGAUGGACGCGGCCGGUGGGACGAUGAACGGUGCGCGCGGUCAUGUUGGUGAGAAUGGUAAUGGUGUCGGGGGGCAGCUUAAUGAUGAUACGGAUGAGGAGGAAGGAGAAGAAGAGGCAGAAGAAGAGGAGGAGGAUGAAUCGGAAGAGAGCGAAGAUGAGCAGGUUAUUGAAGUGAUGGUGAAGGAAGCGAGCUGCUCUGAAAGUGAAGAUGAGGACGAAGAGGAUGAAGAUGAUGGCGAGGACGAGGAAGAGGAUGAAGAAGAUGGGGAGGAGGGGCACCAUGCGCUGUACCAAUCGACCACCGACAACAGUACAAACCGAAUCGCGACAAACACAACUGCCGCCAGCGUCGACCGAAAGGAAGGCAAGAGCGCUAGCAAGCGAAAAAACCGACCAAAGGACUCGCGCACCCCGAACCGUCCGUCCCUGCCGGCCACGAGCGGGUGCGACAGCAGCAACAAUGGCUACGAGGACGACAGCGCAUCGCAGGCGAGUGGGCCGGUCACGGCCGGCAGCCAUGGUGGUGGUGCGUACGCCGGCUCGGAACUGCUGCCGAAUGGGCCGAAGGGCAAGCACCGCUGUCCGAUGUGCGACAAGCUGUUUGCGUGGCCCAAGUCGCUCAAGAUCCAUCUGCGCACGCACACGGGCGAGAAGCCGUACCGGUGCGACGUGUGCGGCAAGUGCUUCGGCCGCUCGGACAGCUUGCGCGGUCACAAGCGGACGCACGCCGACGACAAGCUAAUACAGUGCCAUCUGUGCGAUGUGAGCUGCCCGAACGCGGCCGAGCUGGUGCAGCAUCAGUACACGGUGCACGGUUUGCAGCCGCUGGAGAGUUAGGGCGGACAAGGGAGAGACGCCUCGGUCCAUGGAAGACCCUCGAACGAACGUGGGGGGCAACGAUUGGCGUGGUUCCUUAGCUUGAAGGAAUGCGAGGUGCAAUGCGCGUGAAUUCACCAGCAUCGUUUGUCGGACGGGCAUUCCACCUGGGUGUCCUGGGAGUCGCUGUAAAAUCGAAUCCAAUUCCACCGGAACACGUGCUCGUGUUCGGCUCGCUUCAUGUACGCUAUAGUGUAAAUAAAUAUAUAGAAAUAUGUACUUACAUUUUAAAUACCUGAAUCCCAACAAACACUCUCCCGUGUGUGGCAGUAGCGCAAUAAAAAGAAAACCUUUUUCGGACACGUAA
Messenger RNA from Anopheles coluzzii, 5989 nucleotides. RefSeq names its product zinc finger protein 236-like. Lineage: Eukaryota; Metazoa; Arthropoda; Insecta; Diptera; Culicidae. Gene Ontology annotation, molecular function: DNA-binding transcription factor activity; zinc ion binding; RNA polymerase II cis-regulatory region sequence-specific DNA binding. The record is from RefSeq and is a predicted model, not a curated record. The coding region runs from base 1522 to 5643 and encodes 1373 amino acids. The transcript has 5 exons. Gene Ontology annotation, biological process: regulation of transcription by RNA polymerase II.